Molecule: messenger RNA, 2668 nt
Organism: Brassica rapa (field mustard)
Lineage: Eukaryota; Viridiplantae; Streptophyta; Magnoliopsida; Brassicales; Brassicaceae
Product: COBRA-like protein 6
Biological process (GO): cellulose microfibril organization; plant-type cell wall cellulose biosynthetic process
Cellular component (GO): plasma membrane
Source: RefSeq, a predicted model, not a curated record
UCAAAAGCUAUCUAUACGUAGUUCAAACGAAAACGUUACUAACCAGUAUAACUGGAUUGUGUACUAUGGUUAAUGAAUGACUUAAUAUUAUGAUUACUACAUUACUACUCCAUAACAAAAAUUACAGAAAACAAUUUAAACGUAAGCAAAAUAACAUCUCACGACGAAGAUAACGUGAAGCGUCAAAUAUAACCUUAUAGAAUUAAUGGCUGCCGGUAUCAUUGAUUUGUGAGGUAAAACAAUUUUAUUUAGCAGAUAAUAUAGCUAGAGAUAAGUAUUGUAAAAACCAAAAAUAGAAAGGAAAGAGUUAAAGAGUGUUAACAGAUGCAAAAACUCUUCGUUCAACCACUAACAGUCACUAAAUCACUUAAUUCUCUUGAGACUUUUAUCUCUCUCUCUCUCUCUCUGUUAUUCCCAAAGCCAAAUCAAAAUUCAAGGGAUUCAACCAAAUAAAAAUGCUUCAUAUUUCUUUCGUCAUCGGAAUCUGAAAAUUUCGACGUGACAUGGUUCUUUCCUUCUUGUUUGUUCAUCGUUUGUUUUGUUCCACAACAAUGGGUGCAACGCUAAACCUUGUGUAUGCCGUCACUAUCAUUCUCUUCACAAUCUCAUCAACCUCACAUGGAUAUGAUCCUUUGGAUCCGUUUGGUAAAAUUACCAUCAAAUGGGAUCUUCUUCUGUCGUCUCCUGGCCAUCACACGGUACAAGUAAAACUAGAGAACAUGCAAGAGUACCGUCACAUUGAUAAGCCAGGAUGGAAGCUGAGUUGGCACUGGGAAAGCAAACAAGUGAUAUGGGACAUGCGAGGAGCCGAGACUACAGAGCAAGGCAACUGCUCAGCCUUUGCCUCCAGCGGAACACUCCCUCACUGCUGUCUCAGACGACCAACCAUCGUCGACCUUCUUCCCGGAUCUCCUUUCAACUCUCAAGUCUCCAACUGUUGCCGUGGAGGCGUCUUGACCUCUAUGUCCCAAGACCACACCAACCACGUCUCAGUUUUCCACAUGACCAUCGGAAGCUUUCCUGAUGACUCUGGAGAGUUCACUAUGCCUUCUAACUUUGAUAUAGGUGUCUCGGGUUAUAGUUGCGACAAUGCUACCUCCGUGGCUCCUACUAAGUAUAGUACUGAUAAGGGUCGUCGCAAAACGCAAGCUCUUGCAACAUGGGAAGCAGUGUGCGUGUACUCGCAGUUUCGGUCAUCACAAACACCAAAAUGCUGCGUUUCACUAUCUGCCUUCUACUACCGAAACAUUGUUCCUUGUCCUACAUGUAGCUGCGGCUGCUCGAGUUCCCAUUGCGUCAAGCCUGGUGAGAUGCCACCAUAUCUGGAGCAGAAACAUGAUCCAGAGGAGGAAGUACCGCCUGUGGUGGAGUGUACGAAACAUAUGUGUCCCAUACACAUCCACUGGCAUGUGAAAGUGAACUAUAGAGAGUACUGGAGGGUUAAGAUCACAGCAACGAAUCUCAACACGAUGAAGAAUUACACUGAUUGGAACUUAGUUGUGCUUCAUCCCAACUUAAAAAGCGUAGAACAAGUCUUCAGUUUUAACUACAAGUCCUUAACACCUUACCACAACGGCAUCAAUGACACAGGGAUGUUUUGGGGGGUCAAGUUUUACAACGAUGUGUUGCUUCAAGCAGGAAAGAUUGGGAAUGUGCAAACAGAGUUGUUGUUAAAAAAAGAUAUGGGGAACUUCAGUUUCAGAGAAGGUUGGGCGUUCCCAAGGAGGAUCUUGUUUAAUGGUGAUGAGUGUGUUAUGCCUUCUCCAGAUGAUUAUCCGAGGCUGCCCGGUUAUGCUUCUUCUUCUUCCUCCUCUGCUGCUUCUAGCUUUGUUACAAUCGUAUUCUGUUUUCUCCUUCUAUUUGUUUGAUUGAAGCGUUUUCAUUGGACCUGCACUGUUUUUUUGGCUUUUUCAUGAACAACAGUUUGGUAAUGAAAGCUGAUUUUUUUUGCAUGAAAGAUGAUUAUUACAUUAGAAAGCACGUAGUAUGACUGGAGGGAUGAUCUUGCAUCAUUAGCCAACAUAAAUCUUAUACAUUCAACUCAUCACUGAUCAUAUCACAAGUGUUUUAUUGUAAAUUUGUAAGACUGAAUUAGAAAGAACAAUUUUGAGAAACUGGAGCAGUACGUUGUGAUUCCAAGCGACAGUGGGAUAUACCAUUCAUUGGAAAUUGCUGAGAAGGCAAGGGAUACAAAUCGUGCAAUCCUUAUUGGAAAGUUUGAUCAGGUGAGCGAGUGACUCUCAGUCCUGGUUUGAUUGUUGCAGAUGAUUCUUGAACAAGUGAAAGGUAUUUACGUUGUGACUGCUGAACUGAUCAGAGGACAUGGUUAAGAGGGAUCCCAGCCUUCUUUGGAUAAAGGACGGAAGCUUCAGAUUCUAACUUCUCACACACUCAAGCCAGUAAGUCUAAUCUCUGCUAUCUUUUAAACUUUGGACUAGAUUUGUUGCGAGAUUAUGGAUAUUGGCUGGAAUGUGUGCUGCAGGUGCCAAUCACUUCCGAGUACUGGAUUCCAUCAAAGUCAAAGCCAAGGAGAGAGCUGAAGCUGCGGCUUUGUUUUCAUCUAAGGAAGCAGAAGAGGAGGUUAAGAAGGUAUCUCGGGAGGAGGUUCAAAAAGUGCCAGAUUCUAUGGAAGAAUCAGAGACUCCAAAAGUGGUGGCCCCAACACAGG